UUAAAUUUUUUGAAUAACACGAACGGUCAAACAUAUUUUAAAAAAAUCAACAGCGUCAAAUAUUUAGAAACGGAGGGAGUAUAGUACUAGGCCUAAAUGGCUGUGACGUCAAUUUUAAAUUUUAAAUUUGAAUUUAGAGGAUUAUUUUGAACGGUCAGUGGUCAAAAUUUUCAAAAUUUUUGUGUGGUUGGUGACCCGACCCCCAUCUCCUCCUCCGACUCCGAUGCGCUCCUCCGCCGCCGACGCGCCGCCCCCCGCCACCGCGAGUGAGAUCGGAGACCUCCCCGUGGAGAUCGUCAGCGACGAGGAGAUGGCGCUCAUCGAGGCCGCGCUCUCCGCCGCCGCGGCAGCAUCCCGCCCGGUCCUCUCCUCCGCCGCCGCCCGCCGAGCGGUCCAGCUCUCCUCCUGCGCGGCCUACUCGGCCGCCUCCGGCGGCGACAUCGAGGACUCCCCACCUCUCCCGACGCCGCGGAGGGGGUCUCUGCUCGCGCGGUUCCGCGACCGCCGCGCGCUCGCCGUCACCGACAUCACCGCCACGGAAUGGUGCGAUAAGCAGCAGGAGUUCGUGCUGGAGCACGGCAAGCCGGAGAUGACGCAGGCCAUGAAGGCCGGGUCCGAGCGCCAUGCCCAGCUCGAGCAAGAGGUUAUCGAGAGAGUCGAAGUCACCAUUAGAUCCGCAGAAGAAUCGUGGGCAGUGAAAUUCAUGAACUUUAUCGUCGGAGCAAACCAGUUAAUGUUGGAGGGCAUCACUAGGGAAAUCCCCGUAAUUGGGGUCGUUGAAGGUUCAUGGAUGAUAGGUGUUAUUGAUGAACUCCGAAUGCCUCCAGAUGGUAUUUCAGUCCAUCCUAUCCUGGUGGAUACAAAGACACGUUACAAACCAACAGUUCCCUUAGAAGCACAAAAAAGAAAUGGAAGGCUUCAGGUGAUGUGUUACAAGUAUCUAUGGGACAAUUUGAUCAGUGAGAAAUUCCCAGCAGAGAAUUUCUUCAGCUAUUUUGACCUGGACCCCGGUUACUUGUUAUCAGACGAUAUCAAGCAAUACAUUAGAUUGUUGGGGCUCAAUGCAAAGACCUUAGAAGAUGUAUUGAAAUAUUUCAAGGUCACCUGCCAUACACUACCACGGUCUCAGGAACAGCUGCUCUUGAGAUAUGAGCUACAAGCGGACAAUUCCCUGCUUGAAGAAUACCAGUUCUCUUAUGAUGCUAGGUGGCUCAAGGAUCAAUUUCAGGAAGUCCUCAGCUUCUGGCAAGGAGCACGGGAGCCUAAAUUUGUGAGUGAAGAAGAGAGGUGGAAAUGCAGUUUCUGCAAAUUUGCAAAUAAUUGCCCAAUAAAUGCUUCCACAUCAAGAUGUUGCUGACUAAAAAACAAAUGUAGCAUUGAAGAUUGCUAUAGGUCAAAGUUUAGUGAGAUUCUUUUACGCCUGACUGAAGAACCAGUCGUAGCGAUGAAUUUGAACAUUUGAAGCGCCUUAUGUUCGUUCUUUCAUUUGUUCUUCUUGUUCUUUGAUGAUGAUAUGUAGAUCAAUGUAAGAUUUCAGCAUUAUAACUUAGAUGUUGAUCAGGUUGUUAUAAAGAGGAAUAUUUUUGUUGUACACAAUGAGAUAACUUCAUGGAAUUUGCUAUUGUGGAAUUUUAACUUCAAAUGUAAAUUUCUUAUGAUUAUUAAUAUAGUGUGAUUUUUUGCUUU
Messenger RNA from Oryza sativa Japonica Group (Japanese rice), 1686 nucleotides. Its product is annotated as exonuclease V, chloroplastic. Gene Ontology annotation, cellular component: nucleus. Gene Ontology annotation, molecular function: single-stranded DNA 5'-3' DNA exonuclease activity. The record is from RefSeq and is a predicted model, not a curated record. Gene Ontology annotation, biological process: interstrand cross-link repair. NCBI's taxonomy places the organism in Eukaryota, Viridiplantae, Streptophyta, Magnoliopsida, Poales, Poaceae.